AUGGAAGGGGCAGAGCCAUGGGAGCCUAGUGUGGACGCUGAGGGCCCGAAGCAGGACUGGCACCAGCGGAUUUUUGUCAACCGUAGCCUGGCACUGGGGAAGAUCCGCUGCUUCGGCUUCGACAUGGACUACACUCUGGCUGCCUACAAGUCCCCGGCCUACGAGACGCUGGCCUUUGAGUUGCUGCUGGAGCACCUGGUGUGCAUCGGGUACCCGCACGAGAUCCUGCGCUACACCUAUGACCCCGGCUUCCCCACCAGGGGCCUGGUGUUCGAUGCGCUCUACGGGAACCUGCUGAAGGUGGACGCCUACGGGAAUGUGCUGCUGGGAGUCCACGGCCUCGCUUUCCUCUCCGACCCACCCCUCCUCAGGGCGGAGAUCUGGAGCUACUACCCCAGCAAGUUCAUCCAGAGGGCUGACCUGCAGCGGUUCCACACCCUCAACACGCUCUUCAACCUGCCAGAGACCUACCUCUACGCCUGCCUGGUGGACUUCUUUUCUGGCUGCUCCCGCUACACCAACUGUGACACCGGCUAUCAGCAUGGGAACCUCUUCAUGUCCUUCCGAAGCCUCUUGCAGGAUGUGACCGAUGCCAUGAACAGCGUGCACCAGUCGGGCUGUCUCAAGCAGAAGACCCUGGAGAACUUGGAGAAAUACGUGGAGAAGGACGCUCGAAUCCCCGUCCUGCUGGGCAAGAUGAAAGAGGUUGGCAAAGUGUUCCUGGCCACCAACAGCAGCUACAACUACACGGAUGCCAUCAUGACCUACCUGUUUGGCAGCUGCGUGCACCCGCUGUGCCCCCCACCGUGCUCCCCCACGCCCACCCCACAGGCCAGGCCCUGGAGGUCCUACUUCGACCUGAUUGUGGUGGACACACAGAAGCCCCGAUUCUUUGCAGAAGGGACAGUGCUCAGGCAGGUCAACACGGACUCAGGGAAGCUCCGCGUGGGCACCUACACCGGGCCCCACCAGCACUGUGCCGUCUACUCGGGAGGCUCAUCGGACGUGGUGUGCGAGCUGCUCGGGGUGCGGGGGAAGGACAUCCUCUACAUCGGAGACCACAUCUUUGGGGACAUUGUCAAGUCCAAGAAGCGACAAGGCUGGCGGACCUGCCUGGUGGUUCCCGAGCUGUCCCGGGAGCUGGGCAUCUGGGCCCGGGAGAAGGAGCGGGAGGAGGAGCUGAAGAGGCUGGACAUGCGCCUGGCAGACCUGUACCAGCACAUGGAUGGGAGCAGUGCUGGGCUGCAAGUCAUCAACUCCACCAAGAAGGAGAUUCGGAGGCUCACCCGGGAGCUGGACCUGUGCUACAGCACCACAGGCAGCCUGUUCCGCUGUGGUUUCCGCCAGACGCUCUUCUCCGGCCAGCUGAUGCGCUACGCCGACGUCUACACAGCCACCUGCCUCAACUUCCUGCACUACCCGCUCAGCUCGCUGUUUCGGGCCGCCCCGGAGCUGAUGCCGCAUGAGUUGGCUGUGGAGCAAGAACGGGCCAGUCUGGAUGCUACCUCCUGCCCUCUUUCGUACAGCCAGAGGUGGUAUUGUUGGCGUGGCAUGGAAGCUGAGAACGAAUCCACAGGUUUGGAAUGA
Molecule: messenger RNA, 1587 nt
Organism: Lepus europaeus (European hare)
Lineage: Eukaryota; Metazoa; Chordata; Mammalia; Lagomorpha; Leporidae
Gene: NT5DC4
Product: 5'-nucleotidase domain containing 4
Exons: 18
Coding region: 1-1587 (528 amino acids)
Molecular function (GO): 5'-nucleotidase activity
Source: RefSeq, a predicted model, not a curated record